Molecule: messenger RNA, 1626 nt
Organism: Penicillium angulare
Lineage: Eukaryota; Fungi; Ascomycota; Eurotiomycetes; Eurotiales; Aspergillaceae
Product: sugar porter family MFS transporter
Exons: 4
Coding region: 1-1626 (541 amino acids)
Biological process (GO): carbohydrate transport; transmembrane transport
Cellular component (GO): membrane
Molecular function (GO): carbohydrate:proton symporter activity
Source: RefSeq, a predicted model, not a curated record
AUGGUUGUCGGGAACAUCUAUGUGAUUGCUUCCGUCGCCGUCGUCGGCGGCGGUCUCUUUGGCUUUGACAUCUCGUCGAUGUCUGCUCAGCUGUCUGAGAAUUCCUACCUUUGUUAUUUCAAUGAGGGGCCUCAGGGCCCGCCAUUUAAUGACGCCGACGAUUGUAGUGGUCUGUCUUCGUUGCGACAGGGUGGUGUCACUGCUUCUAUGGCCGCUGGCUCCUGGCUGGGUGCCUUGAUCUCUGGUUUUAUCUCUGAUCGUCUUGGACGUAAAUAUUCCAUCAUGUUGGGUUGUCUUAUCUGGAUUAUUGGCUCUACUUUGAUUUGUGCUGCCCAAAAUAUAGCCAUGCUUUGUGUAGGUCGUGUCAUUAACGGGUUGGCCGUCGGAAUCGAGUCAGCGCAGGUUCCUGUCUACAUUUCCGAAUUAUCGCCUCCUUCGAAGCGUGGUCGAUUUGUCGGUUUGCAGCAGUGGGCUAUUACCUGGGGUAUUCUGAUCAUGUACUAUAUCUCAUAUGGCUGCUCCUUUGUUGGAGGCAAAACCUCUUCUGACUAUAGCGCGGCGGCUUGGCGAAUCCCCUGGGGUCUGCAAAUGAUCCCGGCUGUUGCUCUGUUCUUUGCCAUGAUGUUGUUGCCCGAAUCUCCGCGUUGGCUGGCUCGUAUGGAUCGUUGGGAAGAAGCACACGAGGUACUUGCGCUUGUUCAUGGGAAGGGUGACCGCGACCACCCAUUCGUCGCAAUUGAAUUGCAAGAUAUCCGGGAUAUGUGUGAGCUAGAGCGAACCUUCGGAAAUGUCACCUACUUUGAUUUAUUCCACCCUAAAAUGCUCAAUCGAACCUUGAUUGGGCUUUUCACCCAAAUUUGGUCUCAGCUGACGGGAAUGAACGUGAUGAUGUAUUAUAUCAGUUAUGUGUUUGGCAUGGCUGGGUACACAGGAAACGCAGCCUUGCUUUCCUCGUCUGUUGAGUACAUCAUCAACGUCGUUAUGACCCUACCUGCUCUUUUCUGGCAAGAUCGCUGGGGUCGUCGUCCAACUAUGCUGGUGGGUGCGUUCUUUAUGUGCGUGUUCAUGUUCGCGAACGCCGGUAUUCUAGGUAACAACGCAACAAUUAUCCCGGUGGAUCAACGUACGACGCCCGAGCUGUCAAUGUCCGUGACUGGCGCAGCCUCAAAGGGUCUUAUUGCCUGCACAUAUUUGUUUGUUGCCUCAUAUGCUCCCACAUGGGGUCCAGUUUCAUGGACAUACCCACCCGAGCUGUUCCCAUUGCGUCUGCGUAGUAAGGGAGUCUCCAUGGCCACAUCAGGCAAUUGGGCUUUCAACACAGCUCUUGGUCUGUUUACUCCAUCGGCCUUUGCCAACAUCACCUGGAAAACGUAUAUUUUGUUCGGAGUAUUCAACGCGGCCAUGUUCAUCCACGUCUACUUCAUCUUCCCCGAGACAGCGGGUAAGACUUUGGAAGAGACGGAAGCCAUGUUUGAAGACCCCAACGGUAUCAAAUACUUGGGAACUCCCGCUUGGAAGACCCGGGUCCACACUCGCAGCACAAUUGCCAUGGAGCAUGGCGAUGUGGAGAACGCGAAAGCAGCUGAGGCUCGCGCCGAGGUUGUGCAGGCUGAGGCCACCCAGUAA